Molecule: messenger RNA, 684 nt
Organism: Solanum verrucosum
Lineage: Eukaryota; Viridiplantae; Streptophyta; Magnoliopsida; Solanales; Solanaceae
Exons: 2
Coding region: 1-684 (227 amino acids)
Source: RefSeq, a predicted model, not a curated record
AUGGACCUGAUGAAUAGUAUAUUCAAGUUAUAUCUAGACUUAUUUGUGAUUGUAUUUAUUGAUGAUAUUUUGGUUUAUUCACGUUCAAAAAAUGAGCAUGCAGAUCAACUGCGAGCAGUCCUUCAGUUUCUUCGAGAUCGAGAACUUUAUGCAAAGUUUUCUAAGUGUAAGUUUUGGUUGGACUCUGUAUCUUUCUUAGGUCAGAUUGUAUCAGAUGCAGGUAUUACGGGCGAUACACAAAAGAUUGAGGCUGUAAAGAUUUGGCCCAAACCCAUGACUCCGACUGGAGUUCGUAGUUUCUUAGGGUUAUCUGGGUACUACAAAAGGUUUGUAGAGGGGUUUUCUUUACUUUCAGCACCAUUGACGAAGCUGACUAAAAAAGAAGCUAAGUUCCAGUGGACUGAGGCUUGCGAGAAUAGUUUCCAGGAACAGAAGAACAAGUUGACAUCAACACCAGUUCUAGCAUUGCCAGAGGGUUCAGAGGGCUAUGUGGUGUACUUUGAUGCUUUUGGUGUUGGGUUGGGAUGUGUUGAGAAGCGUGAGAUAGCACGAGAGCUUCAUCAGUUAACUAGCUUGGGAGUUAGAUUGUUAGAGGCAGACGAUAGUGGGGUCACAAUUCAGGACACAACCGUAUCAUCUCUAGUUGUAGAGGUAAAAGCACGGCAACAGAAGGAUCCUAGCUAA